Messenger RNA from Tauraco erythrolophus (red-crested turaco), 960 nucleotides. The record is from RefSeq and is a predicted model, not a curated record. Lineage: Eukaryota; Metazoa; Chordata; Aves; Musophagiformes; Musophagidae.
AUGGCAAACAAACCCAUCUGGCAAGCCCAGUGGCCCCUACCGAAAAAAAAAUUAGUUGCCCUUCAUCACCUAGUUAAGGAACAACUACAACAGGGACACCUUGAACCUUCUACCAGUCCCUGGAAUACUCCUGUCUUUGUAAUUGAGAAGAAAUCAGGAAAAUGGAGAUUGCUGCAAGAUCUCCGAAAAAUCAAUGAAGUAAUGGAAAGCAUGGGGGCAUUGCAGCCUGGUAUGCCCUCACCCAGCAUGAUUCCAGCAGGGUGGGAAAUCCUGAUCAUUGAUUUGAAGGACCGUUUUUUCACAGUCCCCUUACAUCCUGAUGACAAACCAAAGUUUGCCUUUACUGUACCUGUGGUUAACAACGCUGAACCUGCAAAGAGAUAUCAAUGGAAGGUCCUACCUCAGGGCAUGAAGAACAGCCCGACUAUCUGUCAAUGGUACGUUGCUCAAGCUUUGUCCGGAAUCCGUGAGCAGUCUCCUGAAGCAUACUGCUACCAUUACAUGGAUGAUAUCCUGGUGGCAGCAUCCACCCAGGACGAGCUGCUGAGGAUACAGCCUUGGCUGCUUGCUGCUCUGCAUUCUUAUGGAUUGCAAGUGGCUCCAGAGAAAGUUCAACAGCAUCCUCCUUGAAAAUACUUAGGAGUCAAAACUUUGGACCAAACUAUACAACACCAAGAGGUGCAAUUCUCGAGUUCUAUUAAGACCUUGAAUGAUGCUCAGAAAUUGCUGGGUAACAUCAAUUGGUUACGUCCCUAUCUAGGGCUAACCACAGCACAACUUGCGCUGCUCUUUAAUAUUUUAAGGGGGGCCCCUGAGUUGAAUUCACCUCAGAAACUGACUCCUGAAGCGUGGCGAGUGCUAGAGGAGGUUCAACAGGCUAUUUCUGCCCGUCAGGUUUAGUGAGUAGAUCCUCCAUUGAUAUUACCGUUUUUAUUACCACUCCAGAUUCUCAUCCAACAG